CCACAGGCAGAGGGGCGGAAGGGGAGGUGGGCGAGCCCUGGCUCCGCCCCUGAGGCAAGCCACGGGGAACCCUGUACGCACGCGCAGCACAUUGCCGGGGGAAGUGCUUCCGCCCCGCACUGACAUGGCGGCUCCGCAUGGGCUCGAGCGGGCGCAGGUUGGCCGGAAGUGAGGCUCCGAGCCCCUGCGCCGGCCGCGCGCUCGCCGCCUCCCGCUCGCCAUGGCCGGGAUCCUCUUCGAGGACAUCUUCGACGUGAAGGACAUCGACCCCGAGGGCAAGAAAUUCGACCGGGUUUCCCGCCUGCAUUGUGAAAGUGAGUCUUUCAAGAUGGACCUAAUCCUGGAUGUGAAUAUACAGAUCUACCCCGUGGACCUGGGGGACAAAUUCCGCCUGGUCAUCGCCAGCACCUUGUAUGAAGAUGGGACCUUGGAUGAUGGGGAGUAUAACCCCACUGACGACAGGCCGUCCAGGGCCGACCAGUUUGAGUAUGUGAUGUACGGGAAGGUGUACAGGAUUGAGGGAGAUGAAACAUCCACGGAGGCAGCCACACGCCUUUCUGCCUACGUGUCCUACGGGGGGCUGCUCAUGAGACUCCAGGGAGACGCCAACAACCUGCACGGCUUCGAAGUGGAUUCCAGGGUUUACCUCCUGAUGAAGAAACUGGCCUUCUAACCGCAGGGGGCCGAGCCGCUGGGGACUGCGGCUGCACCUGGGACCCCGCCUCACACGCAGGCUUUGCAAAUAGACACGGCCUUGCUGGCCGGGACUGGGACCCUUGUAGGCAACGGCCGCUGGAUUUCAGCUCCUUUGGCCCAUCUGGACCCUCUGAAGGGAUGCAUGGCAAAAGCCAGCCCCAUUUCCAGCAGGCUCUGUAUUUUGUGGCCUCUGUGUUGGCCGGGCGCAGGACAGGGAGCCGUUACUGAGCCAGCCCUACCUGGUUCCUUACUAAAGUGGGUGCUUCGGAUUUGUCUCUGCUUAGAUCACGCUAGCAAGUGUGAGACCGUAAUAUACAGUGACACAGCUAAAACCGCUGGUGUUUAAGACGGGGAGUUCACCCCGUCCGCACUCUGGCUUCUUGGUGCGCAGACAUGACUGUUUCAGACAUCGCUGCACUAGUUACACUGGAAGGUUUCCUUUGCGACUCUAAGGGCUAGCCACUUCAUUUUGUCUCCGAGUUGACUCUGCUCUUGUCCUCCAUUACCCACGCCGGUCAUUUCUGGCUAGAUCCAGACCGUCACCCUGGGUUACGACUGUACAAAGUUUUGGGGCCCGCUGCUUGUCCAGCCUCAAUAAAAAGGGGAGAGGGCUCCCCCUGCUGGAGAA
This is a messenger RNA of Chrysemys picta bellii (western painted turtle), 1324 nucleotides long. RefSeq names its product RNA polymerase II, I and III subunit H (gene POLR2H). Gene Ontology annotation, biological process: DNA-templated transcription. Gene Ontology annotation, cellular component: RNA polymerase III complex; RNA polymerase II, core complex; RNA polymerase I complex. The record is from RefSeq and is a predicted model, not a curated record. Lineage: Eukaryota; Metazoa; Chordata; Testudines; Emydidae.